Molecule: messenger RNA, 2152 nt
Organism: Suncus etruscus (white-toothed pygmy shrew)
Lineage: Eukaryota; Metazoa; Chordata; Mammalia; Eulipotyphla; Soricidae
Product: zinc finger protein 883-like
Exons: 4
Coding region: 55-2130 (691 amino acids)
Biological process (GO): regulation of transcription by RNA polymerase II
Cellular component (GO): nucleus
Molecular function (GO): RNA polymerase II transcription regulatory region sequence-specific DNA binding; DNA-binding transcription factor activity, RNA polymerase II-specific
Source: RefSeq, a predicted model, not a curated record
CUUCCUGCAAAGAGCUUUGCUGCUACUCUUCCUGAAUAAUCCAGCCCAGAGAAGAUGGAGCCAAACCAUCUGAUGUCCUGUCCCCAGGAUGUGGUGACUUUCCUCGACGUGGCUGUGAGCUUCUCACCAGAGGAGUGGUCAUACCUGGACCCCUCUCAGAGGAUGCUCUACAGAGAUGUGAUGCUGGAGACAUACAGGCAUCUUCAGGCUGUAGAAUGCAGACAACUGGUUCAGGAUUCGGCCUUUCAGCAAUAUACUUGUGGAACAGGACCUCCAAAUUGGAGUGAAACGGGAAGCAGCCAGCCCCAGCGGGACGGGAAUGAUCCUGUGCUGUGGGACACAGUCUCGACAGAACUCGCCUACUCUCACUUUGAUAGUAGUGAGGACUCGGGAGGCAUGUAUUCAAGCGGGGUCCAGAUUCAAGAGAGUGUCCUCUUCUCGGAGCCACCAACCGGUGGACACAGCACCCUAGUCUCUGCGCCACUCAAUUCCUGGCAAAAGACCACUUUGCUUGGACCACCCUGGGUUGAGCAAGCUGCAGUGUUUGCUUCAAGCCCUUCACAGCAACACACUACCAAGCACCUUCUUCAUGGAUUGGUGCCACCCAAGUGUAAGCAAUGUGUGGGUGACUUCCCGUGUGCUCAGCACCUUGAUACACCCUCGGACACCUCCAGGGCACAGGAUCCCUCUGACUGUCAGCAAGAUGGAAAUGCUCUGAGACAACUGUCACCACUGAGUGACCCUAAGGAAGUCCAGACACGAAAGAAACAGUUUACAUGUCAGGUCUACGGGAAGGCCAUAGCUGGAUCCUCAAACUUUACAAGGCCCACGAGUAUUCAUAAGGUAAAGAAGCCUUAUGCAUGUCAGCAAUGUGGGAAGGCCUUCACUCGACCCAUACAACUUUCAGAGCACAUGAAUGUUCAUACCGGAGAGAGGAGUUAUAGGUGUCCAGUGUGUGGGAAAGCUUUCACUCAGUCCGCCUACCUUAAGAGGCACAUGAAUAUUCAUACGGCAGAGGAGAAGCCUUAUUCAUGCGAGAGGUGUGGGAAGGCCUUUACUCAAUCCUCCAACUUUAUUAAGCACAUGCAUAUUCAUACAGGAGAGAAGCCUUAUUCCUGUCUGGAGUGUGGCAAAGCUUUCGCUCUCUCCUCCUACCUUAGGAGUCACAUGAAAAUUCACGCUGGCACAAAGAAGCCUUGUCAGGUGUGUGGGAAGACCUUUAUUCAUUCCUCAAACCUGAAAAAGCAUAUGACUAUUCAUACUGGAGAGAAGCCUUAUACAUGUCACGAAUGUGGCAAAGCUUUCGCUCAGUCCUCAAACCUUACUGUCCAUAUGAGAGUUCACACUGGCGAGAAGCCGUAUUUGUGUCAGGAGUGUGGGAAGGCCUUCACUCAGUUUUCAAGCCUUAGUAGCCACUUGAACAUUCAUACUGGAGAGAAGCCUUUUGCAUGUCAGGAGUGUGGGAAGGCCUUCACUCUGUCAGUAUACCUUAUCAGCCACAUGAAUAUUCAUACGAGAGAGAGGAGUUAUAAGUGUCAGGUGUGUGGGAAGGUCUUUACUCAAUCCUCAAACCUUAAUAUGCACUUGAAGAUUCAUACUGGAGAGAAACCUUAUUCGUGUCAGGAGUGUGGGAAGUCCUUUAAUCAAUCUGCCUACUUUAAAAAGCACAUGAGCAUUCAUACGGGUGAGAAACCUUUUUUAUGUCAGAAAUGUGGGAAGGCCUUUGCUGUCUCGAAAUACCUCAGGAGGCACAUGAAGACGCAUAGUGGAGAGAAGCCUUAUACAUGUCAGGAGUGUGGGAAAACCUUUUCUCAGUACUCACACCUCGCUGGCCACAGGAAGAUUCAUACCGGAGAAAAGCCAUAUUCAUGUCAGGAGUGUGGGAAGACCUUUAGUCACUCCUCCAACGUUAAAAAACACAUGAAUAUUCAUACUGGAGAGAAGCCUUUUUCCUGUCAAGAGUGUGGGAAGGCCUUCGCUCAGUCCUCAAACCUUUCUGUGCACAUGAAUAUUCAUACCAGAAAGAAGCCUUAUUCAUGUCAGGAAUGUGGGAAGAUCUUUAGUCAUUCCUCAAAUGUUAAAAAGCACAUGCAUAUUCAUACGGGAGAGAAGUCUUAUUCAUGUCAGUAAUGUGAGAAUUUAGCAUACUCAG